Molecule: messenger RNA, 4532 nt
Organism: Ictalurus punctatus (channel catfish)
Lineage: Eukaryota; Metazoa; Chordata; Actinopteri; Siluriformes; Ictaluridae
Product: solute carrier family 35 member E2A
Exons: 9
Coding region: 469-1647 (392 amino acids)
Cellular component (GO): Golgi apparatus
Molecular function (GO): antiporter activity
Source: RefSeq, a predicted model, not a curated record
UUGCACAAUUUGGAGUGCACUUAUGUAGGAAGUAGGAAGACAUUUGGCAUUGGGGACUUGAUAGGACCAUCGACACGUUGUGGCGGAGCAGAGGGAAGUCUUGCGGCGUAAAUUUUCAGCAUCCGUAUUGAAUAACAACAAACCCACGAGAGGUUAUCUGGAUUCAGGGUUUUGGUGGACGUGUAAGUGUGUAGUUUACAGGCUCCGAUGUUCUGAUGUCAAGCUGCACUGGUAUUGUAGGCGUUUUAGCGAUGGUGAAGUGGUGCGGUUUGUUGUUGGAGAGCUAAUUUCAAGAAGAAAAGCACUAUGUGGCAGAGAACGUCCGACUUCUACUACUAGACUCUUCAACAUGCUCCUCUACACCCACUGAGUGACAUUAUACCCUUUACGAUGGAGUAGAGACGUCUCUUCACUUUCUCCCCCCUGCUUCCCAAAGAGCGGGUGCUCCUUGAAAGCCCCGCGCUCACUAUGUGCGCCCUGCCGAGCGAUGGCCGAGCGGGGAGAUCCGUGUUCUCGAAGCUUCUUUUGCCGUUCAGGAGGCCGCGUCAGGAGCGGGUGAUCUUGGCGCGCAGCGAGAGUGUACCCAGUGAGCACGUCUUGAAAGUCACCAUUACCGAGACGACGGUGAUCGAGGCCGACUCGGGCGUGUGGAAUUCCAGAGCGUUGGUAUACCUCGGCCUGUGGUACUUCUUCAGCUUCUGCACGCUCUUUCUGAACAAGUACAUCCUAUCCCUGCUGGAGGGAGAGCCAAGUGUACUGGGUGCUGUACAGAUGCUCUCCACCACAGUGAUUGGCUGCAUCAAGAUGUUUGUGCCUUGUUGCCUGUACCAGCACAAAUCCCGUGUUGAAUACCCUCCCAACUUUCUCAUGAUCAUGCUCUUCGUGGGAUUAAUGAGGUUCACCACUGUGGUGUUGGGGCUGGUUAGCCUGAAAAGCAUAGCCGUGUCGUUUGCUGAGACUGUGAAAAGCUCCGCACCCAUCUUCACCGUCAUAAUGUCCAGACUGAUAUUGGGGGAAUACACAGGUCUUUGGGUGAACUUGUCUCUGUUCCCAGUAAUGGCCGGACUUGCUCUCUGUACAGCCACUGAAAUCAGUUUCAACAUGCUGGGCUUCUCUGCUGCUCUCUCCACGAACAUCAUGGACUGCUUACAGAAUGUAUUUUCUAAGAAGUUGCUAAGUGGGGACAAAUAUAAAUUCAGCCCUCCAGAACUGCAGUUCUUCACUAGUGCAGCUGCGGUGGUCAUGCUCAUUCCUGCCUGGGCCUUCCUCAUGGAUAUCCAUUUGUUUGGGAAAAGUGGGCGUGGCUUAAACCUGACCCAGGACAUUGUGGUGCUGUUGCUGUUUGACGGAGUCCUGUUUCAUCUGCAGAGCGUCACGGCCUACGCCCUCAUGGGACGCAUAUCACCUGUCACUUUCAGUGUGGCGAGCACAGUGAAGCACGCUUUGUCCAUCUGGCUAAGCAUCAUCGUGUUCGGUAACCCCAUCACGCUGUUAUCUGCUGCGGGCACCUUAAUGGUGUUUGUUGGAGUUUUGCUGUACAACAAAGCCAAACAAGCGCAGAGGAAUACUCUGCAAUAUCUCGCCCAGUCAGCAGAUUCAGACCACAGACCCUUACUUCAAGAGUCCAACAUAAAAGCUGCUGACUGAAUCAGCUGGGACUUAAAUCCUCCAAGGAUAGAAGUUUUUAUAUUUAUUUCAGUUUUCCAAGAGUUGGAGAAAAGUAAUCUUCCAACUAUCUUUUUUUUCUUUCUUGUUUUCCCCCCAACACGUCCUCAUCGAAUUCCCCUUAUGACUUAUUAGAUACCUCACAUAAGUUGUACACUUGCAUAGCUAAAGGUAGAGGGUCUAAUAAGGAGCAGAUUAUUUGUUCGGAAUUGACCAGAAGCAAAAUAUUCUUUGGUGAUUUGUUCAAUUUCUUUUAAUUUAGGUAUAUGUGCAUAGGCACGUUGCUGUCUUAAUUAGACGACUUUGCCGAUUAGUUGGCAGGAUAUAGUUUCAAUAUGUUUAAAUAUCCGUUGCUUCUGUACAUUUUAAAAACCACUUCACCCUUUUUUGUGCUUGCACAUAUACGAUCAUAUAGACGCCUAGGGACGAUCUAAUCAGCAUCACACGAGUAAAUAAAAUAGUGGAAAUGUGGUGAGGGUAGGGCUGGGUGAUAUGACAAAAAUAUCAUAUCACGAUACUUGAGGACAUUUCUGCGAUACACUAUGUGUAUAACGAUAUAUAAUUUGGCUAAACAACAGUAGUAAAAAAUUGUUAAACUGAGUCUGACAAUACUUUUCUUUAAUGCCUACAAAAACAAACAAGAUUUAGUUGUUGUUUUUUUAAAGUAUGUCAAAUCAACAGCAUCCAUUCAGUACCAUUUAAUAUGUAAUUAUUAUUUUUUAAAAAGGUAAAAAAAAAAAAAAUCGUAAUAAAAUAGUAUAUAUAAAAAAAUACAUUACUAUACCAACGGUAUCUCAGAAAAGUGCAUCACGUAAUCAUUUAUCACAAUAUUGGUAUUCUAUCGAAAUAUCGCCCAGCCCUAGGUGAGGGAAUAUUAGCAAAGUUGUGUUGUAAAUCUAGUAUUGUGGGUGGAGAAAAGAGGAGUUGCUGUUUUAGCACCACCACCACUACCCAAUUGUGACAUCUGAGAAUAGAACUGGGGUUUUAACCCAAGAAACAAACUGUUCCAAUGGUACGCGUUCUUUGAACACAUCUUAAUAUCCACGGCCUACUUACUUGUACCACUAUUGACCAAUGUCAGCCUUGUAGCACAAGUGCUAAUAUUAAAUGUACCACUGUCAGUAUAGCUUGGGCAUUUAACUAUUAUGUAAAAAAUACAGUAGUUAUCAUUUUUCAGAUUAUCUAUGAUUUCUAAAAAUAAAAAAAAAAACAGUUAUUGUGAGCACUAACAAAUAAGGCUGCUAAAAAAACGACAUUUUUCACAGUGAGCCAGCGACAUAAAAAAAAGAUCGCUGACAUUAUUUAAUGAUCUACAUUUCAGCCAAAGUGUACAUUUUUUAUUAAGUCUUUUUGAAGAUGUAGAAAAGACUACUAUUAUGGUUAUGAACAAGGCCUCAAAAUUACUAUUGACCAAAAAAACAACAUAUAUUUAGGGUCCAAAUCAAUCCAGACCAUGACUGUCCAUAGGCCAGACUGACACUGUGAUGGAUGUCUCUGGUCAGUUUGUGAUUAUACAUUCCUCUAUCUUUUUUUUUUUUUUUACUUUUUAAGUACACAAAUUCUACUAUAAAUAACUUAUCCAAUAGUCAAAUUUUUGUCAUAAGCUUCAGAUUUUUUAUUCAUACAAUUUUGCUUCUUUAGAAAUAAAUGCUUGACUAUUAACAAAAUGUGCCUGUUCUUAGAACAAUCUAUUUAAAGCUUGAAAUUAGAACAAAAAAAGUCUAGAAAUAAGCUGAACUAAUACAUGAUUUAUUAUAGACUUUUUUUUUUUUAAUCGUUUCAAGAUUUAAACAUACCACAACUUUUCGGGUAGUUCCUAUACUUUGAAUGAGCUACGAGCAGCUACGACCACUUUGUUGUAUGACUGUGGAGAAGUUCGUUCUUUAAACCGUGAUCCUUUUUACACUGGAAUGCAACACAGCUCAUCUUUAGGUAUUAAUGUGUGACCUGUUGAUACAUAUUGAUGUAUUGUUGCAUCCCUGUCUUUUUGGGUUUGUUUGGGGUUUUUUUUUUUUCCUGAUUAGAGAGAUAUUUGUUCUUUAGUCAGUAACACAGUUCUGUUUGUUAUACAGGGAUGAUGCACUGCAUUCAUGAUGCAAGACACUUUGAUGCAGAUAAAUUUGCAUUGUACUGUUAGUCAAUCUUCAUUGUACUGUUGUCUGUCGUCGGGACAAUUUACAGUCUCUACCAGAGCUUACAGUCUGUCCGACCGUCCGUCCCGGGCCAAAUGUCUGUUACUGACAGAAUACUAAUAACAGAACCUGUGAAGGCCCUACGUUUCUGACAGAACUUGUGUUCCUUAGACUACUGAGCUAAAGACUGUUUAAUAGUCAGUCAUCUAUUUUACACUCAACUAAGAGCCUCAGAUUUUGGUCUUUUACUUGGUCUGUGUACCAGCGAGUUGUACAUGAAGUGUUAUAAACCUGUGUAAUUUGAUUUUGAAAAUCUUUCAUUAGCCAGAUGUUUUAAACUGUAAUUUAAUUUCUUUCAAUUAUUAUAGGUGGAUAUAUCAGUAUGACUGUCUUAACAACUGGAAGGACUAUAUGAGAUGGCCAUGUUUGUUUGUUUCUUUAUUAACCACUAAUGAAGUUCACAUUUUAAUACUGAAAAUGUUUCAUAUGUAUUUUUGUCUGUACAAAUUGGUCUGACCUGUGUAAAUGUUCAAUCUGUGCAUUGACGAGGUGUACAGGUGUAAUUUUUUAUUUAGAGGGAAAAUGUCGAAUUUAUUCUCAAAUUUAUAUUAAACGGAAUGCAAAUUUUGAUGGUUAUUUUACUCUUUCUGGUCAACUCCCUUAAAGAUUCUGUAAGGAAUGAGUGAUAAAUUGUGCGUUUGUCUGUUUCAGAAACACACAUUACAUGACUACUUG